AUGGAUCCAACGAAUCUACAGGUGAGAUUAACUUUUUAACAUUUUAAAGAGUGGAAGCUCCACGUUUGUCUAAAGAGUGUUGUUUGGGUUUGUUUUACAUUUUUACGGCUUUUUCUUUCAUUAAUGAUUCAUUUGGAUACAGUGUCAUAGUGAGCUCUCAGUUUACAAGCAGGGCACUCUUGUCAUUAUUUCCACUUGCUCAGUUAGCUACAUAACCGACCAUAAAAAGUGAUUCAUAUUAUCCUCCAAGAUUCAAUGGCAGUCUGUGAACAUUCAUACACAGUUUAAUACAUGUUCUCAACUGUUAUGUGAUCAUUAAAGGAGCGGGUACAUUAUGUAAAGUUUCUCUUCACUCAAACAGAUGACUGUACAAUGCUAUUUAGACAGUGGAUCCUCACUACAUUUCAGCAGCAUCCCUGACACCUUAUUCAGUAUGUCUCAUCUAGUGUUGCCACAGUUAUUACCUGUUUUUUUCCAUUGCACUAAAAUUGGUGCAUUAUUUUUUGCUAGUUUGAAGGGUUGAAUACACGCAUGUAAGCCUUGAUUUAAAGAUUAGGUCUAUUUACACAUCAAGAAAAUCAUAAACCAUGUCAAGCCAAUAUUGAUCAUUUUCAUGAUAUGAUAGUCAGAACAGACUCAUUUUAUGGCACUUGACACAAAAUUUGCUGGUGUUUAUUGGGACACAAUAACACAAAGUUUCAGAGCCCUCAAGGCUCAUUGGCAUAACUUACUAGUGGGCCAACACUUGAUGCUGUUUAUCUUUAUCAGUGACCUCUGUUUGCGAAGACAGUGAUGUUGUGUAUAUGAUGUGGAUUACAGAAUUAUUUAAAUUGAAUGGAUGGAUUUUUAAAAGUUGGAGUCAGUUUUCUUUAAAUCAUCAGUUAUGUUUUUUUUUUUCAGUUUCACAGCACUGUCAAUUUAGAUUACUUAAAGGGAUAUUCCAACCAAAAAACUACUCUAUAGCCACAAAUAAUCUCAGAACAGCACCUAAUUUUAUAAACAGUACAUAUAGGGUCCCAGCCAUAGUACUAGCCACCAAACAUCUAUUUAGCUUUGCCUGAUUUUUUUGGCAAAGAGACUAAACACAACUCUCUUCCAGCAGCUGCUUGUUUGGCGAGCCCAUCGACCACAGCGGGGGGAGCAGCCCAAGGAAGAACAUUUAUGAUUUUUGCUUUAUCAUUUCCUUGAAGUAAUAAUCACCAUAUUAAUCAUUUUGAACUGCAGAAGUGGCUGUUCUUCUGCCUUAGCAUCUCAGUCUGAUUGCAUUUCCAUGAGGAAAUGAUCAUAGAUGUUCUUCCUUGAGCUGCGUCCCCCCACUGCAGUCGAUGGACUUGCCUGGAGGCCUCCAUAGAAACAAGCGGCUGCUGGAAGAGAAAGGGUUAGUACUGUUCCGAGCAUUAUUUGUGGCUAAAGAGUGGCUUUUUGAUUGAGUCCGUGGCUCUCUGUAUUCCUAUCUGCGGUGGUUACUAAAGUUGGUAUAACUAGACAAGCAAGCGGUCGACAAACAUUCAUCUCUUGACGGGGUGUCUAACUCAGUGUUACGGUGUGUUUGACCCUAACUUAAUUUUACGCCGGAAUAUCCCUUUGAAUCUGUAAUGUAAGAACACAUGUUUGUAUACACUCCAGUAGAUAUGACCCCUGAUAAUAUGGACUCACUAAGUUUAGGGUUCCUAUCAAGAUCCUGUAUAGACUAUGUCUUAUUAUGAAUUCAUUGUGUUUGAGAAUCCCAGACAGACUGUUUCCUAUGUGAUUUCACUUUGAGGUAUUGAUUAUUGAUUAAUUUACUGGUCUUUCAGAAAGCUAUUGCAGUGGCGCAGAAGGCCUCACAGGAAGACGAGGCUGGCAACUACGUGGAGGCCAUCCGCUCCUAUGAACAUGCUGUCAAGUAUUUUCUGCACAUUCUAAAACGUAAAUGCAUUCAGUGCCGCACUAAAUCACUGCUGAUUCAAAGCCCGGUGGACAAAAUUGUAUCAGCUUUUUUGUUUGCUUUUCCUGUUUUUUGGGGGGGUUGUCAUUUUAGUUGUUGUUGAUAAUGAUGUUUUUGCAUAUGAUAACUUUAACUUAUGCCAAUCUUAUGGUUGUUACAAUAGAUUGUGAAGUGUCCAAACUAAAUUUAUAAUGGUCCAAAAUAAUUAUGAAUGAAUGCCCUUCUUGUCAUUAGGUGAACCCCAGGGUAAAGAUGGCAACCAGAAGAUCAGAGAUAAGUGCAAACAAUACCUGGACAGAGUGGAGGAACUACAAGAAUACCUAGAGAAGAAAGAGGUUGUUUCAAGAAUUAAAGUCAUAUUGUUUGUUUUACAAAUAAUGAAUUUAUUUUGUAAUAUUAAAGGGAUACUCCGGCGUAAAAUUAAUUUUGGGUCAAACACAUUUUAACACAGAGUUACACACCCUGUCGAGAGAUGAAUGUUGCAGACCGCUUGCUUCUCUAGUUAUACUGACUUUAGUAACGACCGAUAGCAAUAGUCUCUUUGCGAAAGAAAUUAGGCAAAGUUAAAAAGAUGUUUGGUGGCUAGUGCUGCAUGUGGCUGGGACCCUAUAUGUACUGUUGAUGAAGUUAGGUGCUAUUCUGAGCAUUAUUCGUGGCUAUAGAGUGGCUUUUUGGUUGAGGUUUGUUUAUGGCUCCUCAGACUGCUGUGUAUUGCUAUCUGUGGUCAUUACUAAAGUUGGGAUAACUAGAGAAGCAAGCAAUCGGCAACAUUCAUCUCUCGACAGGGUGUCUAACUCAGUGUUACAGUGUGUUUGACCCUAAAUUAAUUUUACGCUGGAAUAUCCCAUUAAUACCACAGGUUCUAGUGGGCAUGGGUGAACUUUAUGUUGAAUUUAAGACUUAUUUCAAGGGCCUUAUGAAUAACACAUGUCAAAAUGUAUUUUGUCUGAGUGACAAGAUUAAUAUUUUUUUUAUAUAAUUUGGUAUUUAAUUUUAGAUCACAAGAUAUUUAGAGACUGCACAAAAAGGGUUCAGGUGUAUGGCUAUAUGUGAGCUACUUUACAGGGAGAACACCAAAUAAGCGUAAUAACAGUGAUUAAUAGUACACUACAAACAUAUCUUCACCUUGGUCAGUUCGAAAAUAAAGUCCAUCAACAUAGGAGUUCAGGGUGACAAAAUUCAUUCAGUAAGCAAAGUUUUUAAGAUUAAUGUAAUCCUUGCCGUCAAAAAUCUUAACGCUGAGUUUUAUAGUCUAAUCUGAUCAGGUGACUACUGUAAAACGUCUCCACACAACAUGAUCUACUCUGAACCAUAGACUGUACGCUCUCAACACUGUCAACUGUACCUACCCUACGUCUUGACGUCAUCACAUUCCGCACACGCAGUAUCGACUUUUCAAUGCGGAAGUUUCCUCCUCGAGCCAGCUCGGGAGCGAUCGAAGAAACGAAAACAAGCGGCACAAAAUCAUCGAUCUUGGGAUUGAAACUCUGUUUUACAGGUUAAAUUCUGAAACAACUUGUGUGGAAGUUGUUUACUCUUAGCGGUGUAGCAUCCUUUUUGGUCGUCGGACGAGUGAUCGGCCCUUAUGGCUAACAAUAAUUUACAGGUAAGUCGAGGCACAACCCAGAGCUGACUAAAACGGGUAAAUAAGUUGACAGUUGUCGCCGUCGAAUGAUAAACUUUAAGAAUAUGUUGUAGAAGUUUGCUAUUGAGGUGUUGCACGUACUUUUAUGCGCUACUGUUCGAUCUAAACAGUACGUUUUAAACACAAUAGUGUUACAAAAACUAGCCGCUAAUUAGCAUCUUUAGCUGACUUAGCUAACGACGGCAUGAAGUCGUCGGUGUUGUAUUCGUGAUCCGGGAAAAGUUCAACAAAACGGGACAGGGUGUCCCACAACGUAUGUUACAACGGUCCUGGUGUAUGAUGUGCCUAAAGUAAACUAGGUGGAGUGGACUUGACGAAAAUGUAGUAUAAUGUGAGUUUGUAGGACGGCCAAGGCGGCUAAUGGGAUUAAUGUUUCCAACACGCUGACUGGAAUAAAUAGGCACCGUCAAAGAUCAGUACUUAAACAAUGUAAAACCGUGUCUACUACAUACAGGAAAGGUUGUGUCGCAUGCAAAACUUGUGUACGAUUUAACUGUAUGUUGAAAACGGAAGUGAAAGAAGCAAGAUAACAAUUAACACUUGGUGGAUAGUGUCAGCACAGAACAGAUGUACCAUCAGCUGUGAUCUUUGCAUACAGGGGUGUCAAACUCAACCACAGCAAGGGCCAUAAUCUGGAUUUAGGUCUAACCUGAAAGGCAAACAGGGUCAACGUUUCACCAAAACUGUCCACCUCCUUUUCAAAAAAUAUGAAAAACAAAAACGAUAAUGAUUAUAAAUCAUUUGGAAAUUCAAAAAAGAUAAGUUUAAAGGCAGUCUGAGAUAGACAAAUUUAUUUUAUUUUAGUUUUUUUUCUAUUUUUAUUCAUUAGUUCAAAAGAUCUGAGCAUGAAAAUAGAAAAAUAAUGUUUUUAAAGAGCAAAUAUAUGAGUAGAACGUUGAAAUCAGAUUUAAAAGGUCAAAAUAUGACUUAAAAUUUAAAGUUAAAAAAUGACACAAGUCUGAAUACUGAGUUGAACAAAAUCAAAGCAUGAAAUAAAAACCCAAUCAUGUUUGACUUGAAAUCUUGAAAUGCAAAAUUGAAAAAAUAAAAUAAAACACCAAAUAUUUUUUCCCCCGCAUUCUUGAUAAUAUAUCAAAUCUUUCUGACUCGUUAUUUCCCAUAUUUUCAUGGCUUAUUAGGGACAUUUUUAUUGGAGGAACUCUGCAGACUUCAUGCUGGUGGGCCAAUAAUAAUACAAAUAUAAUAUGAUCUUGUGGGCCAGAUAUAACUGUUCCACGGUCCUGAUUUGGCACCCGGGCCUUGAGUUUGACAACGGUGCGCUAGUAUAUGUACAAGAUAGUUUGUACUAAUAAAUCCAUAUAUGUAAAUGAUCCCCCAAUUCAAACAAUCUUAAAUGAAUGUGUUUUUAAGUGCUGAUUGAUCAUUUAUUUUCAAAUGUGUUAUUAAUCGCUCCUAUGCACCACCCAAAAGAAUCUGUUUACAUAAAUGUUCACUCUUAGUGUUGUAUAACCCCUUUUGGAGAUCUGUUUUUAUUCUUCCUGCGGGGAAAAAGUAUGAAAAUUGUCUGAUUGUGUCUCUUUGUAUCUCUGAUGUUUCAGAAAGCGAUUGAUCUCGCUAGCAAGGCGGCUCAGGAGGAUAAAGCUCAGAACUAUGAGGAGGCUCUGCAUCUGUAUCAAGCGGCUGUUCAGUACUUCCUUCAUGUGGUAAAAUGUAAGAAAAUGGAAAGAAUGCUCAGCACUGUGUUUGUCUCGACUGUCUGAUUAUGCCAUCUGUUUGCCACUAGAAGACAUUCUUGAUGUGUGCCUGAUUUGGAAUUAUUUUGAUACUUAGAAAAUGUAACACAAACUGUGUUACACUGUCCUAACAGUGGUAACCCCCCCCCAUAUUACAGCUAAGGUGAGGUUGGUGGCUUUUUUGUAACAAAUUCUCAAGCCUAUAAUAACUUUUGUAUUUUUUGUGCUCAUUCAUGACAGAUGAAACACAAGGCGAAAAAGCAAAACAGAGCAUCCGAGCGAAAUGUGUAGAGUAUUUGGACAGAGCGGAGAAGUUGAAGGAGUAUCUAAAGAAGAAAGAGAAAGCUCCCGCAAAGCCUGUCAAAGAGUCACAGUCUGAUGACAAAGGGUGUGUGAAUGGGUGGAGCAGUGGGCCUUCAUCUCUGCAUGUGAUGCCAUUUAAACCAAUAUGGACAAUUGGUAUUCUUUUAAUAUACAGAAAAAAAGAUAACUUUUUUUAAUCAAUGUAUGGAUUUUGCUCUUUUGUACUUUGUGGUUCCAGAAAUGAAAGUGAUGAUGGUGAUGAUCCAGAGAAAAAGAAGUUCCAAAAUCAGCUCUCAGGUUUGUGAUGUUUCUUCAAAGGACUAUGAACAUCUUCUGUCUGCAUUUUUGUUCAUGCAAACUCACUUGCUGCAUUAUUUAUUUGUAUUUGUUUUUUGGUUGUAUUUUUAUAUUCAGCUCUGCAUUGUACAGGUAUUAUCUAGAGUUUUUGGUCAUUUAAAAUGCUUGAUUUUCCAGGUGCAAUCGUCAUGGAGAAACCAAACAUCAAGUGGAAUGAUGUGGCUGGCUUAGAGGGAGCCAAGGAAGCACUCAAAGAAGCGGUCAUUCUUCCCAUCAAAUUCCCCCACCUUUUCACAGGUGGGAAAUCUUGUUUAUGUAAACCCCUCCCAUCUCUUUGUUCUUUAAAUAAUAGAUGCAAAGAUCUACUUUGCAUGGAAAAGCUGUGUCAGGGUGCAAUUACUGGUAUUUGGUGACACCAGUGUAGAUUGAAGUGUCUUCUUGCUGGUCUGACAGGAAAGAGAACUCCGUGGAGGGGGAUCCUGCUCUUUGGACCACCAGGUACAGGAAAGUCCUAUCUAGCUAAAGCUGUUGCCACAGAGGCAAACAACUCCACCUUCUUCUCCAUCUCUUCCUCUGACCUUGUCUCCAAAUGGCUCGGAGAGAGUGAAAAGUAAGCCUUUGAAAACAUGAGUUCAUCACAAAAAAUUUUAGCAGCAUGUUUCUGUUAAAUUUCCCUGAAAUGUUUCUAAUUGCCUUGUUUUCCCCAGGUUGGUGAAGAAUCUUUUUACCCUCGCAAGGGAGCACAAACCCUCUAUCAUUUUCAUCGAUGAGAUUGACUCCCUGUGUGGCUCAAGAAGUGAGAACGAGAGUGAGGCUGCUCGCCGUAUCAAAACUGAGUUCCUGGUUCAGAUGCAAGGUAAGGCUGCUGUCACUGAAUGUUGUAAAAUUGAAAAAAAGCCUUAGAUUUUAAACUGUACAAAAGAGAUAUUUUGACACUCAGACAGCUCUUGAAUGUCACUUUAUGCUCUUUGUGAGGCAUCUUUAAUACUUUCUUCAAUAGAAAUAUAGUUUUCUAAAAAGCAGUGUGGGUAGACAAGAGUUAUAGUUGGAAAAAACAGCCAAGGAGGUCUUCUCAGUUUUCUCUAGAUUUCCACCAGAGUGAGGCGGAUGACAAGUCUUUAGUCUUUGCUUCUCCUUGUUUACUGAAAAGAAACUGAAGAACCAUUUAAAUGAUAAACAAGGUCAGAGUCAUGUGGGCUGCCGCUGCUGCUCAAAUCAGAAUCUGUUUUUGUAGCAUGCUCGAUGUGGUCACGCCCAUAAAUAGGUGAGAUAAUACACCUGCUGUGACGUCACUGGUUAAGGUGUGUCAGGUAGUUCAACAAAGGUUUCGGAUGAAUGACACCAGUGAUCUCCAAAGCAAGUUAUAGCUGCUUUCUCUCAUCAUUUCAACCACAAUGGGAGCAACAUGUGGUCACUUAUCUAUAAACUUCCAAAAAGGGACAUCAUUUGGCAUUACAUAUUAUUUUGUAAGUGUUCUUUUGCCUUCAGUUAUGUAUUUACUGCAAGUUUUUGUCUUAUUUUGCAGGUGUGGGAAAUGACAAUGAAGGAAUUCUGGUCCUCGGGGCUACAAACAUCCCAUGGACUCUGGACUCAGCCAUCAGAAGAAGGUGAUUAUUGCCAUCGGAUAAAACUUGUUUGUUAUGAUGUUGUCAUUCAUUUUUGGUCACUAUACGCCGUUUAUACUCUUGUCAGAUUUGAAAAGAGGAUCUACAUCCCACUGCCCGAGGAGCACGCCCGCUCCUUCAUGUUCAAGCUCCACCUGGGCUCCACACCCAACAGCCUCACCGACUCUGACUUUGUCACUCUGGGUAAGAAGACAGCCGGUUACUCAGGAGCUGAUAUCAGCAUCAUUGUCAGAGAUGCUCUAAUGCAGCCUGUUCGAAAGGUCCAGUCAGCAACUCACUUCAAGAAGGUAUGUUCUCCGGAAAGUAGCAUGCUUUGUGCUGCAACUUGAAAAUGUGUAUCCUUGUCACUGUACUUAUCUCUUCUCAAAUUUUGAUUAAACAAGGUUCGAGGUCCAUCAAGAGAUGACCCCAACAUUAUUGUAGAUGACCUCUUGACUCCCUGCUCACCUGGGGAUCCCUAUGCGACUGAAAUGACAUGGAUGGACGUCCCUGGGGAGAAGUUACUUGAACCUAUAGUUUGCAUUGUAAGAGCGUCAUAUUAAGAGAUUAUGUUGCCAACUGUAUUUGUUAGACUUCAUUUUAACUCUAUAAAUUCUUCUCUUUACAGUCUGACAUGAUGAGGUCCCUGGGCAACACAAAGCCAACAGUCAAUGAUCAAGAUCUGGAAAAACUGAAUAAAUUCACAGAGGACUUCGGACAGGAGGGUUAG
Messenger RNA from Xyrichtys novacula (pearly razorfish), 8200 nucleotides. The record is from the annotation of a GenBank genome assembly. Lineage: Eukaryota; Metazoa; Chordata; Actinopteri; Labriformes; Labridae.